Molecule: messenger RNA, 1688 nt
Organism: Physella acuta
Lineage: Eukaryota; Metazoa; Mollusca; Gastropoda; Physidae
Product: UDP-glucuronosyltransferase 1A4-like
Molecular function (GO): UDP-glycosyltransferase activity
Source: RefSeq, a predicted model, not a curated record
CUAGUGAUCACUAAACUACACAGUAGUUGAUUACAAAGCUACACACUUCCUACCUGUAUGAUACGACCGAAUCAAGCAGAUCGUAUUUCCUGAAAUCCUGACCACACAAUGGCUAUGUUUAACGAUGGACGUCUUAAGAUUCUGGCUGUUCUUGCUGUAACCCUACAGGUCCUCGUCCACACCGAAGCCAAGGUGGCGGUGCUGUUCUCCGUGCCCCACCUGGCCAAUGUCCGCACCCACACCAACGUGGGGCGCGCCCUGGCGGAGAUGGGUCACGACGUGUACGUCUGCGUGCCCCAGUUCAUGCUGGACGGGAACCUGAUCAACGUGGACGGGGUCAAGGUCAUCGCGUACGGGGAUUACCUCGGGAAUAUCGAGGAGGAAGUUUUCUCCAAGGUCGCUGAAUUGUUUUGGCUGGGGCAGGAUCCCUCUGUAUUUUUCUUGUCCAAGUUGGUUCCAGAAAUGCAAGGUAUGGUACGGCGCUUCCUCUCUGAUCAGGAUCUUCUAACUCGACUGAAGUCUGUUCAACCUGACCUGUUUUUGAUAUCGAAAUUCCCGCCGUUUAUAAACAUCGUCAUCUUGCCCUACAUGCUGGGGGUUCCAUUUGCUUUCCUGACGCCGUUUUCUGAUCUCUCGGACGCAAGAGUACCUUUCAGCCCUUCUUCAACGGCUUGUCAGUUAUCCGACACCUUUUCCGAUCAAGGAAUGUCGUUUGUGGAUCGAUUUAAAACUGCAGUGUGCAAUUUAUUUUUGGCGCUGGUGCUACCGCAGCUGGGGGAUGGUGAUAUGGUGGCGGAGUUUGCGAGCAACAGACCGAAGGUAUCAGUGCAGGAGUUGAUUUUGAUGGCGGAGGUGUACCUCGUUGAAAACGACCACGUCAUGGACUUCGCUAAACCGGCGCUCCCCAACACGAUACGCAUCGGCGGCACCGCAGCAACUGAUGCCAGACCACUCAAAGAACCGUUUAAGAAAUUUCUCGACGGUUCCAAAAACGGCGUCGCGGUGGUGACCUUCGGCAGCACAGUCCUGAACAUCCCAGAGCCCGUGAUAAAGAAGAUGACGUCGGCGUUUCUAAAACAGAAGCUGGACGUGGUGUGGAGGGUCAACACGACCUCACCGAACGCGGACCGGAUGUUGACGUCGACGUGGGUACCGCAGAACGACAUCCUGGCCCACAAGAACACGAAGCUCUUCGUUUCCCAUUGCGGCGCGAACGGACAGUACGAAGCUCUUUACCACGGCGUGCCUAUGAUUUGCGUCCCUUUAUUCGGCGAUCAGUUUUACAACGCACAAAGGUCAAAGUCCAAAGGUUACGGCCUGACAGCGAAUAUCCUUGACAUCACUGAUCACGAACUUGCUGAUUUGAUGAAGGAAGUGUCGGAAAACGAAAAAUACCGCAGCAACAUCAAGAAGGCGUCCGCGCUGUACCGACUUCUGUACAAAUCUCCCGACAAAACAGCCGCGUUCUGGAUGGAUCACGUGAUGCAGUAUGGCGGCUCGUACAUGAAGUCUGCUGGUCAGCAAAUGCCCCUUUAUCAGUAUCUCUCCUUGGACGUACUGGCUGUUCUCUUCGCCAUCUUAGCUUUAGCCGUGCUGAUUGUGUUCAAGAUCUGUCGAUGCUGCUGUCGCGUGGCAAGAAAAUGUUUACCAACCUCCAAGAGAUCUCAAAAAAAGAAAAAGGAGUAAUA